GGCCGGGCCGCCGCGUCCCCCGCGUAGCCGCCCGCGUCCUCGCCUCGCCGCUGCGGCGCUGAGGGCCGGCGGCCGGCGGCAUGGAGCGCCGUCGGAUGAACCUGCCCUCGGGGCCGGACACGCUGUGCUUCGACAAGGACGAGUUCAUGAAGGAGGAUUUCGACGUUGAUCACUUUGUGUCAGACUGUAGGAAACGGGUACAGUUGGAAGAGCUGAGAGAUGACCUGGAACUAUACUACAAGCUGCUUAAAACAGCCAUGGUGGAGCUGAUCAACAAGGACUAUGCAGACUUUGUUAACCUCUCCACAAACUUGGUUGGCAUGGACAAGGCCCUUAACCAGCUUUCUGUGCCUCUGGGACAAUUACGAGAAGAGGUUCUGAGUCUUAGAUCAUCUGUCAGUGAAGGAAUUCGGGCCGUAGAUGAACGAAUGUCUAAACAAGAAGACAUUCGGAAAAAAAAGAUGUGUGUGUUGAGGCUUAUACAAGUUAUUCGAUCAGUUGAGAAAAUUGAAAAAAUAUUAAAUUCUCAAGGUUCUAAAGAAACAACUACACUAGAAGCAAGCAGCCCACUCUUGACAGGUCAGAUUUUGGAGAGGAUUGCCACAGAGUUUAACCAGCUGCAGUUUCAUGCUGUACAGAGCAAGGGCAUGCCGCUUUUGGACAAAGUAAGACCGCGCAUAGCUGGCAUCACAGCUGUGUUGCAGCAGUCCCUGGAGGGCCUCCUACUGGAAGGCCUGCAGACCUCCAGCGUGGACAUCAUACGGCACUGCCUGCGGACCUACGCCACCAUCGAUAAGACACGCGAUGCAGAGGCCUUGGUUGGUCAGGUCCUGGUGAAGCCAUAUGUUGAUGAGGUGAUCAGUGGACACUUUGCUGAGUCCCAGCCCGGGGGCCUUCAGCUCAUGUAUGAUAAACUCCUGGAAUUUGUCCCUCACCACUGCCGCCUUCUCCGGGAGGUCACAGGAGGAGCCGUCUCCAGUGAGAAAGGCACCGUUGUUCCUGGAUAUGACUUCUUGGUGAAUUCUGUCUGGCCAGAAGUGGUUCGAGGACUGGAGGAAAAGCUGCCUUCCCUCUUCAAUCCUGGGGAUCCCGAUGUAUUUCACGAGAAAUAUACCAUCAGCAUGGAUUUUGUCAGAGGAUUUGAGCAACAGUGCGGAUCCCAAGCCAGUGUGAAGAGACUCCGGGCACACCCCGCCUAUCACAGCUUUAGUAACAAGUGGAACCUUCCCGUGUAUUUUCAGAUACGGUUCAGAGAAGUGGCAGGAUCCUUAGAGGCAGCAUUCGUGGACGGGCUGGCAGAUGCUCCAGCUGGGAGUCCAUACUGCCUUUUGGCCUCUCACAGAACAUGGAGCAGCCUGAGGAAGUGCUGGUCAGACAAGAUGUUUCUGCCCUUGCUGGCACACCGCUUGUGGAGGCUCACCCUGCAGAUUUUGGCACGGUUUUCUGUGUUCAUCGAGGAGCUUUCUCUCAGGCCCAUCUCUAAUGAAAUUGGCAAGGAGGUCAAAAAGCCUCCAGGAAUCAGCAGCAAAGAUCCUUCCAAUGCCCAAGGAGCUGGGGAGGAGCAAGGAAAUGGUCUGUCAGAUAUGAAGCCACCAGGGUCCAUCUCUAGCACCCAGCUCGUAUAUGUGGUUGCAGACCUACACAGGCUUCAGGGGCAGCUGCCAGAACUCUUGGAAAUAAUCAAGCCAAAACUUGAAAUGAUUGGAUUUGAUAAUUUUUCUUCUAUCUCAGCGGCCCUGGAGGACUCACAGAGCGCCUUGUCAGCCUGCGUGCCAGCCGUGAGCAGCAAGAUAGUGCAGGACUUGAGCGAGUCUUGCUUCAGCUGCCUGAAAAGUGCGCAGGAGGUUCCCAGGCUUUACCGAAGGACCAAUAAGGAGGUCCCAACUGCAGCCUCCUCUUAUGUGGACAGCGCACUGAGGCCUCUUCACCAGCUUCAGAGCACACACAAGGACAAGCUCCACCCCACAGUGAUGCAGCAGUGGUUACGGCAGGCUCUCUGCGAGAGCACUCACAAGUAUUUUGAGACCGUGUCAGAUGUACUCAACUCCGUAAAGAAGAUGGAGGAGAGCCUGAAGAGGCUGAAGCAAGCUCGGAGAUCCGCUGCCACCAGCCCUGCGGGUCCCAGUGGUGGUAUGAGCGAUGACGACAAGAUCCGGCUGCAGCUGGCUCUGGAUGUGGAGGGACUGGGAGAGCAGAUACAAAAGCUGGGCCUGCAAACUGGUGACAUUGAGAGCUUCCCGGCCCUCGCGGAGCUCGUCCUGGCUGCCAAGGACCAGGCAGCUGGAGAACAGCCUUAGCGCCUGGAGCGUCGGGAGAGCGUCCUCUCACCCCCGCUGCCCAAGGCCCUCCCAGCGUCGAGGGGGGUCUUCUUUCACGUAGAAAGAGCCAGAAGCCUUUUUCCAUUGUAUGGAAGGUAGUUUUUAAGACAUUUAAAACUUUUUACUAUAGUUUACAGACAAAUUAUUUUUAUUGUAAAUCUCAGUGUGGAAGAGCUGAUUUCUGCAGUAGGAUUAAAUAAAUGUGAUCCAAGUACAAGAAAGUGCUGGUGGCGGAGAGGUGCCUGCGGGAUGUGGGCACACAGCCACAGUGUAAGGAGCAGCGUCACCCCUGUGUCCAAAAGGUUGCUGUGCCCCCUUCUCACAUCCUGUCUCAGUCAGUGCAGAGGAAUGGCACUUCAGACCCUGUGCGUCCCUGGGAGUCAGCCCAGCAGGCAGCUGCAUUUCCUAAAUAAAAGAGAUGUGUGCCUUCUGUGCGUUCAGCACGGGUGCGUCCCUCAUGCCAGUGCCCCCCGGUGACAGUGGGAGUUCGGUAUGAGCAGCUACCGAGGCGCCUUCCAGAGCCCCAGGAGGAAAGCAGAGCUGUGAGGGCCUCCGGGUGGCUGCUUGGUUCCCUUGCACCCAGCGGCUCUGCCUCCUCACUGGCUUCAGAGUAGGGGAGGGGGCAGUUCACAGCCCCCGAUUCAGCAUUGUCCAUUCUACAGAAGGAACAAAGGAGGUCGCUGAGUCACUAGUGAGUUUAAACCAGUCUGCUGCCUGCCAGUCUUCCCCAGCUCCCAGCACAGACAAGUCAGCGGUCCACAACGCGGACCCCUCCACCUCAGGCCUGGCCCCGACUCAAGGGUCACCUUCAGGCUUGCCUCUCAUGGGAACCCACCAUGCGGCCACCUGCUUCUUGGCCUGCCAACAAGUUUCAGAACCACUCUGAAUUUGUGUUGCUCAUGAGUAUCACUUUUUUGAGUAAAGUGAUAGAGAUGAAGUG
Messenger RNA from Dipodomys spectabilis (banner-tailed kangaroo rat), 3258 nucleotides. RefSeq names its product component of oligomeric golgi complex 2 (gene Cog2). Gene Ontology annotation, biological process: protein transport; Golgi organization; intra-Golgi vesicle-mediated transport. Gene Ontology annotation, cellular component: membrane; COG complex. The record is from RefSeq and is a predicted model, not a curated record. NCBI's taxonomy places the organism in Eukaryota, Metazoa, Chordata, Mammalia, Rodentia, Heteromyidae. The coding region runs from base 81 to 2297 and encodes 738 amino acids. The transcript has 18 exons.